AGAGCGAAUCCAACCAAAGCAUGGAAGUUCGACGUGGGUUCGAGUCACGAAGAAGUGACGUUGAUGCUUUACGGGAAUAUAGAAAUACGCAACACCAUGGCGCGGCCCUGGAAUAGUCAAGGUGGGAGAAACCGUGUAUGACCGUCUUCGCCGUCGACGGCCAGUACCGUGUGAACGACCGUGAAGUAAACCUCGAACGAAACGUGAAAAGCGACCUUUACUUUGUUCGCGCGAUACUUCUUAAAACAAUCAAACGAAGGGAUAUCGAUCAAAAUUGUGUUGUUUCUUCCAAGAAGAGAAAAGUCUAGCAGAUCUUAUUAAUUUUUUCAAAAAAUCGGGUUAAAUAAUCCGAUCGUGCGAAUAUCAUCGGACUAUCGUUUCGAACCAUUGUAAAAAAUCUGUGCGAGAGAAAUUCGUGUUUUACCGAGAUAAGAAAGUUUGUGUCCUAAAGGGGAUCCGCAUUAAGGGAUCUUUCAUUAGCAGGAUGUAAAGAGGAAGAUCACAGUUGACAUUGAUAGUGGAAGGACGAAGAAGAGGAAAGGGAGAGAGGGAGAGAGCAAAGGACGGUCGUGUCUUGGCCGAAAACUUGACGCUCGUUACACCAGACUGUUCCUCGGCAAGUAGGUCAAGCGGUGUGUGCGAGAGUGCGAGACAGAGAGGACGAGAUAGAGAGGGAGGAAAAAGGAGAAGAAGUGGAAGAAUAAGGAUACAUCAAGAGGAAGAGGGAGGGAGGGAGGGAGAGAGAGAGAGAGAGAGAGAGAAGAGGGAAAGAAUGGCGGACUAUGGUUGUGAAGUAGUCGUUCGUUGAUGACGAGUCGAGGCUCGUGAUCCAAAAUGGCGGCUCUCUAUCGAUUACACGAUUCCUUUCGUAUAAGAAAUUCAAUAGGAAUUGGUGAAGCUCCUGAAUCCUGAAGGAAGAGCGAUCAUCCAGUUGGCCUUGAAAUACCUACCUUCGACAGGACGAACCAAUCGUCGUCCUCUUUUCUUUCUCUCUCUCUCCCUCUCUCUCUCUCUCUCUCCUUCUAUUCUUCCGACGUCUCGACUACGCCGCCUAGCAGGACGAGGAUCUAACAUGUCAGGAUUGACCGGUUCGAAGGCCUUAUCGGCCUUGACCAUUCUCCUCUUAACCGCCGCUACCUUGGCCAUACAAAACGAUCGAACCUCCUCUCGAUCGUCUCAAGAUGAUCCGGUUCUAAGCGCGAGCUCUUACACGGGUCCUCAAAGGACGACCUUGAGUUCCGAUCGACGGGACGAGUCGUUGACUUUUCAGCGAACUUCUCCCGCUUUUCGAUUGGAGACUUCCAAGAGCGUCUACAGUUACGAUAAUAAAAAUGAUAUGAGAGGGUCUCAUUCCGAGGAGCCGAUCGAUCAGCUGACUUCUUCGAAGCACGUCGAUCACAUCGACGGUAAUAACAUCGAACUAAAGUCCGGAGAAUAUUAUCGCAAUAUAAUACCAACGACAAGUCGAUCGAUUUCGGGGGAAGGACAGGGGGCUCCGCAGGGACGGAAUCUCUUGACGGAGCCCCAUCAGCCGGUUGGAAUCCAAGACCGACCAGUACCCUAUUUGCAAGGAAUAGAGCAACCAAGACGAGCUCGCCAAGAGAAGAUUUAUAGCGAACAUGCGCCACCUCCUAUUCUGCAAACUGCUUUGCCUGGUAGACAAGCCAAUCCUGAUAUUCAGGACAUCAUCACGGGUAUCGUGAAACUUUUGAACGGGAAUGUCAAUGUGGCUGCUAAUACUGUAAGACCGUUGAGGCCGAUCCAAGCGACGAGGAUCAACAAUAGAGGACCGCCGAGAAUUUCGGACGUUCCUCCUUUACCACCGGACUUUGAUACGCCCGGAAUGAAUCCUCCUCCUCCACCGGACACACCCUAUCCGUUUGACAAGCCACCGAAUCCUGACAGGCCUCUGGUCAAUCAGUUGCCGCCGGAAAGACCGAUCAGGCCUUUCUUGAACGGCGUUCCUUUGCCGGAACAAAUUGUACCUUCGGGAAAUCGUCCUUGGUCCUGGAACAGGCCUAGUGUUCACAGACGUCCGAUCCCAGCGUACAAGCCUCUACCACCGAAUUUAGAUUCUAGCUUUCAUCGGGACAAGGAUCAUCCAAGCAACGACAAGCACACCGAGAAGCCGCAUUUUGAUUUAAAGCCCGAUCAGCAGCAGAUAGAACUCAAUGCGACUAACGAGUCUGCGAACGCGAACGACGACGUCGCGACGAAUCACAAGACGGUAGAAAAUAAGAUAGGCAAUGGUCAUAACCAGGAGGAGCAGGAAAGUCCCGCGAAUCCGACGAAGAAAGGCGAACACGAAGAUUUUACGAAAAAGAUACACAAGUAUCAGUCUCAUAUGAAGGACAAAAUAAAUAACGACAAUACUCUCGUGUUGGGUGCCGAGCAAGUGGAGAACGAAAGUCAAGCUAGCAGCGUGAUACGAUAUACGGAUUUUCCAAAACCCGUCGUACCUUUGAACGGUCAAGCCAAGGAGACGAAAAUUUCGAAAACGAAUCAAGUCGCGGUAUCUUCGAUCGUCCACUCGAAAAGCGAAGAAAGCAAAGUCGACCUCGCGUUCUCGAGUAGCAUCAAACCUACGAAAUCGUUCUCAACGAGCACCUUGAACGUUGAAACGAGCUCGUCGGUACGAGUGAUCGAACCGACGCCAACGAAGACGGACGUUUGGCCUACUUCUGCCCCUACGAACGACGAUUCGAGUAAACCUUCCGAAACAUUCGCGACGACGACAACGACGGCGAGAACGACGACGAGAACGACGACGACGACGACGACGACGGAAUUAGAGCCGAGUAAUACGUUCACCGAAUCCGAAAGCAUAGAGAUUAGAACGACUUCUUCGACGCCAACGGAAAGUUUACCUACGACGUUUGUCAAAGUUUUCAGCACCACUCAGAAAAGUAUGAUACAUUCUUCGACGAGCAGCAUCUUUUCGAAAAAUACAGCUACUACGGAUCGAUAUUCCUACCGACCUCGGCCUGGAAUAGUACUCGACGAUACCUUGGAUUACACGGGAACCCCGGGAUUGGCUACGCAAAGACCUUACCCUCCGCCAAGACCCACGUCCUUGGUCGACGUAUUCGACGUCACCGUUUCCGCGGUUCAAGGUCCUGGUGGAAGUUCUGGAGACGGCGUCAGGGUGUCUAUAAACGGAGGAAACGCCGAUGUUAUUCUCACUUCUGCCGUGGAGGGUCAAGGAUUUGUAAGCAUCGACGGUAAAAGGACUUAUCUGAAUUUGUUCGAUAAUACCGAACGAACUUCGACGUCCUCGCAAGCGCUACCUCAACCAACUAGAACUCAGCCUCCGCAUGUCGUCGGCACCGGUCUAGCGAUCCCGCAACCGGACACUAUGAGCAUCAAUCAACGUCCCGGCUUAUUGUCGCCAAGACCGAAUUACCCGAAACGACCGACUCAACCUCCUGUCAGGAUAGACACUUGCAUAGUCGGCGACAGUAGUACCUGCGACGCGAGUCAACACGAGGCGUGUGCAACGAUCCAAGGUGUAUCCGCGUGUCACUGUAAACCAGGAUACGCGAGACUACAACAUUCCCUUCCAUGUAAAAAAAUCGUCAGUAUCGUGGUGUCCAUUAGAAUAGACAGAUUUUACGACAGGAAGGUUGUCUGGGAUCGCGGACUCGCUGACAAAGAUUCCGAAUCUUAUCAAACGUUGGCUUUCGAAGCAAACAGAGCCAUCGAGUCUGCGAUGUCUAUGACGCCUUUCUCGGACGAGCAUAUGGGAUCGUCUGUAAAUUCUGUAUAUCAAGGUGACGUGAGUCAAGGACAAGGAGGUGUCUUUGUAAAUGCGACCCUGAAACUCAUCUAUGAACCGAGAACGGUACGACCUAGUUUGGCCGGUGAAUUGCAGAAACAACUUCUCGGCGUCAUUCAUAGAAGAAACAAUAAUAUUGGAAAUAGCGCGCUGUACGUCGACAGUCCUCGCGGAUCGAUAUCCAAUUUGCAAGAUCUGGACGAGUGCGCAUCCUCGGAAUUAAACGAUUGUCACUCUUAUGCAACUUGUACGAACACGUGGGGUGGUUUUACCUGCACUUGCAAUCAGGGAUUGAAGGAUCCCCAUAAAGAUGAUUCGAACGAAGCUGGUAGAUCAUGCUUAUCUUGUCCCUCGACCCAUUGCAACAAUCGAGGAACGUGUUCCUAUCAAAACGACCAGAUGCAAUGCGCAUGUACCGGUAAUUACUAUGGAACUCAGUGCGAAGUCGACGGCGAAGUUUUGGGCGUUGCGAUAGGUGCCUCCGUCGCGGCCUUAAUAAUCAUAGUCCUAACUCUGGUUUGCCUCGUGAUGUGGAGUCGGAGAUGGUCGCGCGAACAAAAGUCCGUCGGAUCGCCCGUUUACGGAUACAUUCAAGGUGGAAUACCUGGGACGCUUCCUGGUACGUUGGCUAGAGUGGGCUCGGUUGGGACUUUAGCAUCGGUGAAGCAAGGACCGCCGCCUAAUCUACCGCCCUACAUGUUGGCACAUUUUGCCGAUCACAUGGCAACCGCAAAUAUCUACGCCACCGAACCUAUGGGCCCGACAAGACCCAGCUCGGCGAUGUUCGGUUAUCCGCCGAUCAAUGUUCACGGAACGUUACCUCCGGUUCCACUACCGAGACUUCAAGCUCCGCCGAGGCCGAGGCAAAGACAUCAACCGGAUCCAGACAGUUCGGACUCGGAACCGCAGGACAAGGAUAGGGCCGACUUGAUACCACAGAGCAACGGGUUCCACGUGCCCAGGCCAAAGUCCAGAUCGUCUUUGGCGAAUCAGAGUGGAAUCUACAACGACGUGGAGUACGAUCAAGGCGACGUUCAGCACCUAUCCAAAAACAAUAUACCAAUGUCCACCUAUAGACCGUAUUAUAGAACGUGAAAUUGUAAUACGAGUCGAAUUUAAUCGACUUUCGAGCAGUUUCGAGGAAAUAGUCUUUAAAUGGGAGAAAGAAACGGAAGUGAUCGGUCGUGGCUCGUGACAAGUGUCUUCCGUGUUCGCACGACGAUGCGAGAACUGUAAAAUAAAAUAAAACGAGACUCUACGUAUUAAGAUUAUUUAAGCGCGAAUACGAGCAGAGUUUCAAUGGGUGUUCCCUUGCGGCGAUGGAUCUAUUUUGCGAAGCUUCAUUUUUAGAAUUCCUCUUUCGACGAGCGUACAAGAAGUAUACGGUGGUUCCGAUGGCCGAUAUACAAAAGUCUAAAACGAUUGGAAGAGUUAAUGCUAUAAUCCAUUACGUAAUUUUUGUAAUUACAUAUCAUAUAUAUUUUUUUCAAGUUGAAUACAAUAUACAUUUUGAAAAGUUAA
Messenger RNA from Vespula vulgaris, 5296 nucleotides. RefSeq lists its product as uncharacterized. Gene Ontology annotation, molecular function: calcium ion binding. The record is from RefSeq and is a predicted model, not a curated record. The transcript has 16 exons. Bases 1073 to 4870 code for a protein of 1265 amino acids. NCBI's taxonomy places the organism in Eukaryota, Metazoa, Arthropoda, Insecta, Hymenoptera, Vespidae.